GAUACACUUAUGGCAAAAGCGGAGUUACAUUGUAUUGGCGUUCUAGAACAUUAGUACUACACAAUAUUUGUUGCCCGCCGGUGUCGUAUUCGUGCGAGCAUGUCCCGCUCGGCAGCCAAGUCACGAGGGGAAAAGCCUAGGGCAGGCUCGGUACCCGUGCCCCCUCCUCCGCCCCCUUCGGCGGUGGAAGUAGUGGACAUAAUUCCCGGUCGCCUCACAGAGAACGCCUGGGUUGCUAUGACGACACAGGAGGAGGGGGAUGAGGUGGUGGCAGAGAUCAUAGCAGAUCUGAAGUCUACCGUCUUGGACAAAUGCUAUGAACAGUACAUUGAAAAACAGCUGGUACCAUACACUGCCUUCUGGGCUUGCAGCAGCCUGGUUGAAACAGUGAACUGGCUGUUCCUGGCAAGGGAUGAGGGGGAGAUGGCAGAGAGCGCCCCCUUGUGGGCGGAAGACUCCGAAACAGUAGCUUCGCCCGGUGACUCAUGGGCUGAAGGCUGUGUGCCAGUGCACUACUCCUGGGUCAGCUCACACACACCUCUACUCCAGAAGCUACUGGAUUUCAAUUCAGUUGAAUCGACAGAUUUGCGGGAUUUACAGCGCAAGUCUCGGUCGCCGACGAGACAAGAGCUCCAUAAGAGGCGGGUUCCGACCCCGACAACUCCUCGGCGCACUGCGGAACCUGCCACGACAGCGGAGAGUGACCCAGAGAGGCCUCCAGUCCACACAGCAUCAUCUGAAACCCCACAGAGGAGGACACUGCAGAGCCAGCUGCAUCCAACAUCCCCUCACAAAGCCACGCCACCUCCACGCGGGAGACGCAAACCUCUGCCGCACAAUCCCAGAAACGUGAGCCGAAGCCCAGGCAUCUCAAAAGGCAACCUGCUAACCUGUAAAACCCAACCACCUCAGCAUAUAAGGAGAACUGGCCCCCUUUAUAAGAAACUAGACCCGGCCCUUCUCCCUGUGAGCUGUUACUGGCCCGAGGUGGAAGUCCUGGAGCCUUGCCCCUCGCUGCAGAGAAAUGGGGGGCUCACUGCCCGGCUUCAGCCCAACCAGCAGCACGGCAACAGGGGCACAUCUGCCUCGGUAUCCCCCCGUAUCCACCACCAGGGGUUACCUAGUGUCCGGAGGAGGAGCGUCAUCCAUAAGCCUCAGCGGCCGAUCCUCCAUGCUGGUGCCCAGCAGAACAGCUUCCCGCUGGGCUUCACCCCUCUGUUCGCCGGGCUCUCUCUGGACACCAUGGAGCUUGGCCCUGGAUUCAGCUUAAGGGACCCGACCGUGGGCCGGUCAGGCCCUGGGAGGGAGGACCCACCCUGGUUGCCCCCGAUGCCUGAGUUGAAGCCAAUCAGAAGCAGCCUGCCACCUUUGUUGUGGUCCCUGGAUGAGGUAGUGACAGGGCACUCACCAGGGGUCAACCCUCCUACUAGCUGAAGGACUAGCUGGGACACACUGCCACCCACUGCCACCCACUGCAAGGUCUAUCACUGAAAUACAACACAUGAACUAGUAUACUUUAAAAUAAUGUUUGCUCAUUUUGAUUCAAGAAAAUGUGCUCCCUUGCGACCUUGCGUUGCAGUUUGAUAACAAUCCUUUGCGUUCGUAAAAAAAGGUCAGCAUCUGAUCCAUUAUAUGACACAUUUGAGCUGUUUACAUAAUUGCUUUUGACGCAAAAGCAAUCUUCAUUCCUGGGAAGAUCGUAAAAUUCUGCAGUAGUGGUUCUGUGGGUUGUGGGUGAAUAUUGAUGUUCAGUACGUGACCACAUAGCUGUGCUGUGGAUCAUAUUUUCUGGUUUUCCCACCAUGACAACCCGAGUCAGAAGACGAAGAUGCUACAUGCUGAGAUAAACCAAGUCAUGCUUUGACCACAGGAAGUGACAUGACGAUACAGAAGGAAAUCUGUAAUAUUUAGUGUUUAUUGCAACUGAGCCAGAAGGCGGAACACCUUUGUUAUAGCUUACAUCCUAGUCACUGGCAUGUGACGGCAACUGUGUUGUUGGUAAAUAAUGUUUCGUUCACCCUAUGUUUUAUUGCAUUCUACCAGAGCCAGUGACCUGGAUGUAAAUAUUUGAUUUCAUGCAGAAAGUAAAUAUGAACCUUCAAGCAUCAGACAAAGUCCUUAAUUAAAGAUU
Molecule: messenger RNA, 2131 nt
Organism: Osmerus eperlanus (European smelt)
Lineage: Eukaryota; Metazoa; Chordata; Actinopteri; Osmeriformes; Osmeridae
Product: serine/arginine repetitive matrix protein 1-like
Exons: 4
Coding region: 100-1434 (444 amino acids)
Source: RefSeq, a predicted model, not a curated record